Lobosporangium transversale is the source of this 1002-nucleotide messenger RNA. RefSeq lists its product as hypothetical. The transcript has a single exon. Bases 348 to 575 code for a protein of 75 amino acids. The record is from RefSeq and is a predicted model, not a curated record. Lineage: Eukaryota; Fungi; Mortierellomycota; Mortierellomycetes; Mortierellales; Mortierellaceae.
CCUCUACCCGUUGCCCUUUACGCUACUGAUAGCAAUAUCUUGAGUCGAUUUCUUUGUCUUUUUGCUUGGGAUUACACGCUGAACUUCAUUAUUUCCAAGAUUCGUUCAUUCAACCAUGGGAGGGUAAGUCGGCGUUGUGGCCUAAUAUCCACGAAAACACGUAGUUGGGUCCCCUUAAUCCCUUCUACAUCCUUUUAAAACGCCAUUACUUUGGGCAAAGGAUGAAAAAGAGCAUUUGUUGACAUUUAGAAAAAAUUUUCAUCUGUUCCACAAGCCCUUGCUCACUUGACAAGAGUGUGCUUAAUUUUUUGCUUGUCCGCCUGAUAAUUCUUUUGCGUGUAGCAGCAAUGGUAGCGCUCAUGCAAGGUGGAUGCAGAAAAAUGCUCUCUGGGCUGGCUGUCUUUUGUAUUUGGUUGGCUGGGACAGAUUCGGGUCGAGUGGUGCAAUUUAUUUGUCUUGUGUUGCAAACAACGGGAUGCUUAAUAGAUUGUCUCUGUAGAGACUAUCUGCAUGCACUAGUGCGUAAUAGGAUUGAAGGGAAACAAGGGAGCAGAAAAGAAGGGAAUAUACGCUAACCUCUUUGUCGAGUGCAUUCUUCGUCAAUUGGAGUCUACCUUCUCAUUUUGUCACCCGAGCAUCAUGGACUUGUAGUCUAUCCUAGCUAAGUGAGAGAAUUACCACACCACACUACGAUCCCACUUUGAUGGCCGUGUAAUUCCCACGCAUUCGUGUGUAUUUUACUUAUUUGAUUUGGGUUCAUUUCAUAUUCCCAUCACUUUGCAUCGAUGGCUUUCUUAUUCCUCUCUGUCAUUCCCUCUUAAAGAAAUAUCUCUUGCUCAUGUGAAAUAUGCUGCUCUCAUUCCAUUGUGGUGUCUCUAGAAUAACAUUGGCUGACAACCCCCCCGAUGAUCCGGAGGGGAGUUUUAUGCUCCCCAAUGGUCUCUGCAAUGCUGCGAUACUCAAAGACCAGCUGAAUCUGCUUAGCGGCUUUGCAGGGUCUAC